This is a messenger RNA of Ostrea edulis (European flat oyster), 1916 nucleotides long. RefSeq names its product probable proline iminopeptidase. Gene Ontology annotation, biological process: proteolysis. Lineage: Eukaryota; Metazoa; Mollusca; Bivalvia; Ostreida; Ostreidae. The coding region runs from base 63 to 1049 and encodes 328 amino acids. Gene Ontology annotation, molecular function: aminopeptidase activity. The transcript is spliced from 8 exons. Gene Ontology annotation, cellular component: cytoplasm. The record is from RefSeq and is a predicted model, not a curated record.
CAUUGCCCUGUCUAUUUGCAGAGACUAAAAAUUGCAAAGACAACAUUCUUGAGGAAAGAAUAAUGUCUGUUGAUAAGCCUGAACGUGAGUUGUAUCCUGAUAUAGAACCAUACACCACGGAGCAUUUAAAAGUUUCUGAGAUACACCAUAUUUACAUAGAGCAAUGCGGAAACAGAUCUGGAAAACCAGUACUAUAUGUACAUGGGGGUCCAGGAGGGGGAACAACUCCACGAGACAGAAGAUUUUUUGAUCCAGAGGUAUACCGAAUUAUCUUGUUUGACCAGAGAGGAAGCGGAAAAAGCACCCCAGCUGCAGAACUCGAGGACAACACAACCUGGGAUCUGGUUGCAGACAUGGAGAAGAUCAGAGUACACUUUAAUAUUGAUAGGUGGGUCGUGUUUGGAGGAAGCUGGGGAUCCACACUCUCUCUGGCCUAUGCAGAGACACACCCCGACAGAGUUAAGGCUCUUGUUUUAAGGGGAAUAUACGCCAUAAGAAGAUGUGAGCGUAAUUGGAUCUACCAGGACGGAGCUAGUAUCAUAUUCCCUGACAAAUGGGAGGAUUUCAUUAAACCCAUUCCUAAGGCAGAAAGAGGAGAGAUGAUAAAUGCAUAUUAUCGACAUUUGACAAGCGAUAAUAAGGAGAGUCGUCUGCAGGCGGCCAAGGCUUGGAGUACUUGGGAAAUGGUUAUAUCAAGGCUAUUAAUAGAUGAGGAGAUGUUGAACAGAACAAAUAACGAUGAUUGGACUUUGGGCUUCGCAAGACUUGAAUGGUUAGUGAUACCAUAUUUCAGUCAUUAUGCUGCGCAUGGAGGUUUCUUUGAAUCGGAUGGACAGGUACUUAAUGAAGUGGACAAAAUUCGUCACAUUCCAUGCACCAUAGUUCAGGGCCGUUAUGAUGUAGUUUGCCCACCCGAAACCGCUUGGUUACUACACAAGAAAUGGCCCGAAGCUGAAUUCUAUAUGGUCCCUGAUGCUGGACAUUCCAAUCGAGAACCAGGGACAACAGCACGUCUUGUGUAUGCUUCGGACAAAUACAAAACUCUAUAAAUAGAACAACGUAUCUUCUGAAUUCUAACUGACAAUGAUUAGAACUGGGAUAAGAUAGUGUUAACGUCUGUCUCCCAGAUGAUAUUAAUAGCUGGCUUCUGAUGUGUGGUUAGCGUAUAUAUAUCUUAUAUACAUACACGUACAUUCUCUACCCAAUGACCAAAUGAAUUUAAAACCAAUAUGUUAUCGAAAAAUUACGUUAUUUCUCCGCCGAUCACCUUCAUAAAUCGUUAAAAUAGUUAGUUCCUACUUUCUAUAAGCAGUUGAGAUGACCACUAUUAAGAUACAAUGCACUAAUAUAUAUAAAGUAAUAAAAUAAUGUAAAGAAACGGGAUGCCCGCUACGAGACUGAUUCAUUGGGUAUAAACAAUUUUAGCAAAGGAACUUCUGCGAAUGUAUCGUCAGACUAAUGUAGUUCUACUUAUAUCUUUUAUCCAAAUUCCAUGUCAUGAGUUUUGUAGUAUGAUAUCAUUUAUUUCAUUGGCCCCGAGCUUUACAUCCAUCGACAGCAUUUGAAAUGAAAUAAUAGUAAACAUGACAGAUGGAAAUUGACGACGGUUUAAUGACGUUACGGCGCACUGGAAAGCGAUUCAGUUUUGUGUAGAUUUAAUAUUGAGGCUUCUGCAGACUUUUAAACAACUACAGAGGACGGAAAGCUAUCAAAUUAUCACCAGAUUUUAGUAUGCUAUAUAAUAAUUAUGACUUGGGUAAUUUUAAAGUGAAAACUUUGGCACCGCGUCUCAUGGCACAUACGGGAUGCGUGUACCAGUGAAAGUACUGUAUUGCUGUAGGGCUGAUCCAACUUUCUUAGCAGAUUUAUCGCAAAUAAUACUUUGACAUUAUCACCGGUAUGCCCUAAGGCGAUAC